AUGGCAAGCUCCAGCACUUCACGGCAGCCCAUCAAAGGGAUCUUGAAAAACAAAAGUUCCACUUCUUCAUCGGAGAAUGCCUCUACUCAGGAAUCCAAAGUGCCUGGUCAAGAAGUGAAAAGGAAGAAAUCUCAAAAGUGGGACGAAUAUAACAUCUUGGUGACCACUCACAAGGUCCAUGACUUCCGGAAGAUCAAGGAGCCAAGCACUGCGGAUGUCAGCGUGCCAGAGGACGAAGAUCCAGUUUGUGACAUAGAAGGAAAUGAAGCCGUGACAGUGGACAUGUUAGCUAAGAAACUGGCAGCUGCUCAAACUUUUGAUCGUAACUAUCAAGUGGAAGAGCAAGAGAAAUGUGAGCCGCAUACCAGCAACUUCUGCUUUCAAAACCAGGAAAAACAACGGCAGUUUGAAAUGAAGAGGAAGCUUCACUACAAUGAGGCACUGAACAUUAAGUUGGCAAGACAGCUUAUCUCAAAAGAACUACAGGAUGAAGAUGAAGAUGGCUGUGACAAGGAGGAGCCACCACGUGACAAAUAA
Messenger RNA from Ochotona curzoniae (black-lipped pika), 537 nucleotides. It is a transcript of the gene PPP1R2C, whose product is annotated as PPP1R2C family member C. Gene Ontology annotation, biological process: regulation of signal transduction. The coding region runs from base 1 to 537 and encodes 178 amino acids. The record is from RefSeq and is a predicted model, not a curated record. The transcript has a single exon. Gene Ontology annotation, molecular function: protein phosphatase inhibitor activity. Lineage: Eukaryota; Metazoa; Chordata; Mammalia; Lagomorpha; Ochotonidae.